AUGCUCCGGAAGGGUCGUAAAUCAAUCAGAACGCAAAAGAUUUUCGGCAGGAUGCCAUCAGUGUCGUUACGACGGUGCCUUAAUCCUAUCAUAACCCUAAAUAACUGGCUGGGCUUCACGGGCAUUGAAAUCCGUCAGGAUGGAUCCUUACACGAAUCCAACUUGUACAUUGCGAACGCGUUAGUGAAUUUGGCUCUGACUGUUGCUUCGAUGGGAUGGAGCGUCGUGCAGUUUUUCAAAGGACUAUCAAUGAUUAUGUACAGCAACAGUAUCAUGUUUGUUUAUACGGACUUUCUGGACGUAGUUAUGAGCUUUACCCAGUACCUCAGUGUGAUUGCCAACGGCCUGCUACAGAAACGAUCGACCAUGCUUGUGAUAUUGGCUUUAGAAGAUCUUGAUGAUUCUAUAACAUGUGUAACGCGGAUUCGGAUCAACUACGGAAUUGUUAAAAAAGGAAUCAACUGUGCCCUGUGGAUUCACAGCACGUUUAUUGCUGUAUUAUUAGCGUAUUUCUUUGUACGCACUUUUCGCAAUGGCUUAAUGAGCAUUGAAGAAUUUGUUCAAAAUAUAAUGUUUGUUUCAAUAAUGUACACAACUUAUAUAUACUUUUUGCUGUGUAUAAUGAUAUCACGGGCAUUGCAAGUACAGUGUUCAACUUUGUUGAAAUUUUUCACUGUUAACAAAAAGCUUGCUAACGAUAUAACGAUUAUACUGUACCUAACAGUCAUAGGAAAAUUGUAUCCAUUUAUCCAAUCAUUCAACAAGUGCUUUGGAUUACCAUUGUUGUUACUGAUAAUGCUUACAUUUGUGAAAGGAUUUCUCGCGAUUUUCUAUGGUGCACAAUCGCUAGUUUUGAGUGCGUAUAUAAACGGUUUUGAAGACCUAGGUCCCUUCUUCAUAAUAAGCUACGGCGUCUGGGUAGGCUUCAUCGUGUUGUGGAUGGUGGCAAUUGUUACGAUUUUAUCAAGUACAAUCGACAAGGUAAAGUUUUCCAGAAAUUUCCAGUUGUUUCACAAUAAAUUCAAUGUCAAUUAUUGCAUAGUUGAAAUCCCUUGACAAAUGGUUGAAUCGAAAAGGCAAUAUAUUUUACAAUUUUACCAAGAUUUUCAACCGUUGGGUUCAUCAACGAUUGUAAUUCGCUUUCAAAGGAGAAACCUACAUUUUUGUGAUGCUCCUUUGCUAUUUUAUUUUUAAUGAAAAAAUGCCAUUCAUUCAAUGUAGACAAAUAUUAUUAUAGAAUAAAAUUAGUAUAGAAUAAACAGUUGAGCAUAUCAGCAUAUUUAACAUUACAUCUAUUUAAAGAUAUCCCAACUACAACUGCACAUUUUCUCCAUUUUAUUUCUCAGGCCAAUGAAACUGCCCUUUGUACUAGGCACUUCGAUGACUACAGCAUGAAGAACACCAAGAUCACCAAACAGAUAAACAAGUUUUUGCUGAAAAACUUACACCAAAAGAAGAAGUUUUCCGCCUACGGAUUUUUUGACAUCGAUAACAGUGUGAUUUAUACGGUAUUCAGCUCCAUCAUCACCUAUCUUGUGAUACUGAUACAAUUCAAACAGCUGGAGAACGAUCUGACGCAAGGUGGUAAAACUGGAAACGUUACGGAAGGCUGAUGGAAUGAGCUCUCAAUGGGUUAUGAUAACAUUAUUACUUUCUUUAUUUCAACUUAUGAAAACUUGUAAUUGUAACUUUUUAAGGCUUUUCCGGUAAUUUUCUAAUGCACCUAAUCUCUACGAUAGAAAACCGAAAAAAUGGACAAAAUAAGGAGUUGUAAAAUGCGUAAUUUGAAAGGAAAUAAAAGUAUAGUUCUAAAUCGAUCACACUAGAAUAGAAAAAUUGUCAGAUUUAAAAAUAGCACAUAAAGCCAUAAAACAAUGAAGUUCGUGCCCGUCAAACAUUUGAAGUAUUCGUUUUGGUUUUAUACAGUCAAACAAGCACCAUCAUUAUAUGGUGCAUAUCACAUUGUGCAAUAAUCAUAUAAGCUUAAUCGAUAAGAUAUAUCUCAGCUUCUCUGAGCUAUUUUAUAAUUUCAGUAUAAUUGUACGAAUUAGGUUAGUUGUUGUAGUACGAUGGUUUAUAAAAUGUGUAGCGUCAGAAAAAAUAAAUGGAAUAAAGGCACAGAAAACAU
This is a messenger RNA of Aedes albopictus (Asian tiger mosquito), 2128 nucleotides long. RefSeq lists its product as uncharacterized. The transcript has 2 exons. NCBI's taxonomy places the organism in Eukaryota, Metazoa, Arthropoda, Insecta, Diptera, Culicidae. The coding region runs from base 1 to 1056 and encodes 351 amino acids. The record is from RefSeq and is a predicted model, not a curated record.